Molecule: messenger RNA, 1098 nt
Organism: Sodiomyces alkalinus F11
Lineage: Eukaryota; Fungi; Ascomycota; Sordariomycetes; Glomerellales; Plectosphaerellaceae
Exons: 8
Coding region: 1-1098 (365 amino acids)
Source: RefSeq, a predicted model, not a curated record
AUGUUGAAGACGUUCGCGGAGCGGCACGGGGCGUCCGACGGGCCCUUGAUAGGAACCCUUUUCGAAGAUAAUUCCAACUCCAACUCCAUGUUAUCCUCGCUUCCUUUCUCUUGGUGUACUCCGUACAAGUGUAACGCCCCGGAAGAUCGACCGCGACUUGGAAACGAGGAACGAGUGGAGCAAUAUCAAGAGCUAAACGCUCAUAAAGUAAUUGCCGAGUACACCUAUUGGGCGGACAACUCGCUUUCUGGAACUUUACGAAAAUGGCACAGCCGCGUUAAAUCGGCUGCCCCCGUUGGCAGAGCAGCGUCGGAGAUUCUCCCAAGCCACAUCGCCAGAAGCCCCGAGCCUCUCGAAGAGCUCAUCCGCACUAAUAAUUAUCAUGCCGCCCAACGCCCGCUGCCUAGCUGGCCAGCCAUGCCAUCCCAAUCAAGCGGAUACGCUAUUCCCGAAGGAGUUCAGUUCGAGGGGCUCAAGGGUGUCCCAGCCCCAUUUGGUUCCAUGAAUCCAUCUUAUGCUGUUGCUAUAAGGCCUGUCCUGCCUCAUCGCCUUCUAAGUUUCAACGGUCGUCGUCUCCCACACAAGCCUUCCACAUCCUUCACCUGGACCAAGAUCAAGAUCAAUAACGGGAAACGGAUAGGGGAUGGUAGUGUAUCACCGCAGGCGAUCUUCGGCCACCGGCGUCCUCGUUGUUACACCGGAUCCUGUCCCGUUGCCCGAGAAGAAACUCCGAAUACGGGGCAGGUAUUGAACGACCGGCCGAUUUGCCGCGUCGAACCUCGCCUCACCUCGCGACAACUUCGAAGAACGGAUUACCGGCCCGGCGGACCGUUAUCCGGGGUCAGGCCAAAAACUCAACCAGCCAACAAAGGGCAGGCAGUGCAAGUGUGCAAGUGCGGAAUUCGGCCUUGGGCAGAUGAUGCUAGGUCCAGGUCCGUCGCCGACCGUACAUCUCAGGUUCCCUCGGUCGUCAAUCGCAGACAAUUGCCCUAUGAGGGCAUCAGUUCCAAAGAUGACGGGCAGAGAGUCCAGACCAACUUCAGAGACCCUUCCGGGACAGGAGAGGCACAAAAAUCAAUACGGGGUUGGCACGUCUGA